CGUGCUGGCUCUCCGGACCGCGCCAGCUGCCCCAUCAGUCCGGGCGCGCUUGAAUUUCUUUCCCAAUUUUUCUCUUUUAAGUACAAUACAAGGGAGAGGAGAUUCGUGGAUUUUUCAUUUAAAAAUCCUUCUUUAACCGCGGGGCAAUUCGCUCCCAGCCGGGAAGUGCGGCCCGGGGAGGGGCCAGGAGCGGGAACGUGCCCGGUGCUGCCCAGUCUUUGUCUGCUGCCUCCGGAUGCACAGCGAUGGGGGAAUGGACCAUCUUGGAGAGGCUGCUGGAAGCCGCGGUGCAGCAGCACUCCACUAUGAUCGGGAGGAUCCUGUUGACUGUGGUGGUGAUCUUCCGGAUCCUCAUCGUGGCCAUCGUGGGGGAGACGGUGUACGACGACGAGCAGACCAUGUUUGUGUGCAACACCCUGCAGCCCGGCUGUAACCAGGCCUGCUACGACCGCGCCUUCCCCAUCUCCCACAUCCGCUACUGGGUCUUCCAGAUCAUAAUGGUGUGUACCCCCAGCCUCUGCUUCAUCACCUACUCUGUGCACCAGUCUGCCAAGCAGCGAGAACGCCGCUACUCUACUGUCUUCCUAGCCCUGGAUAGAGACCCCCCUGAGUCCAUGGGCGGUCCUGGAGGAACUGGGGGCGGGGCCGGUGGGGGUGGAAAGCGAGAAGAUAAGAAGAUGCAGAACGCCAUAGUCAAUGGGGUGCUCCAGAACACAGAGAACACCAGCAAGGAGACGGAGCCAGAUUGUUUAGAGGUUAAGGAGCUGACCCCACAUCCAUCGGGGCUGCGCACUGCAGCGAGAUCCAAGCUCCGGAGGCAGGAAGGCAUCUCCCGCUUCUACAUCAUCCAGGUGGUGUUCCGGAACGCCCUGGAGAUUGGGUUCCUGGUGGGCCAAUACUUCCUCUACGGCUUCAGCGUCCCAGGGUUGUAUGAGUGUGACCGUUACCCUUGCAUCAAAGAGGUGGAGUGCUAUGUGUCCAGGCCCACUGAGAAGACCGUCUUCCUAGUGUUCAUGUUUGCUGUGAGCGGCAUCUGUGUGGUGCUCAACCUGGCUGAACUCAACCACUUGGGAUGGCGCAAGAUCAAGCUGGCCGUGCGAGGGGCCCAGGCCAAGAGAAAGUCAGUCUAUGAGAUCCGCAACAAGGACCUGCCCCGGGUCAGUGUUCCCAACUUUGGCAGGACUCAGUCCAGUGACUCUGCCUAUGUGUGAAGGGGCAAGUUUUGGAAAGGCUCAGGGGAUGACAGGUAGCCCUGAGGCAGAUGACUGCUUGAGAGUGGCUAUAUCUGCCCUCAUUUAUUUGACU
Messenger RNA from Miniopterus natalensis, 1305 nucleotides. RefSeq names its product gap junction protein delta 2 (gene GJD2). The record is from RefSeq and is a predicted model, not a curated record. Gene Ontology annotation, cellular component: connexin complex. NCBI's taxonomy places the organism in Eukaryota, Metazoa, Chordata, Mammalia, Chiroptera, Miniopteridae. Gene Ontology annotation, molecular function: gap junction channel activity. Gene Ontology annotation, biological process: cell-cell signaling.